UGCGCCCUUUUCUACCCCUCCAGCCUCCUAUUCCAACGGGCCCAAACCCACCCCUGCCUUCCCCCGCAAGAUCGCUCGCAAUCCUUUUCCACCACCAAUAAAUCCAGCCGCCGCUGCAAAACUCGGAGCUCGUCCAUCGUCGCAUCUUCUCCAUAACCUUUGCUAUCAGAUCCAUGUCGGCCUCUACUACUCCGCCGAGCUUCGUCGGCCGCUCCGGCGUCCGCAUCGUCGUAGUAGGCGACCAAGGCACCGGCAAGUCAAGCCUCAUCAUCGCUGUUGCCACUGAGUCCUUUCCGGAAAACGUUCCCGAUGUUUUGCCCCCCACUCGUCUCCCCGCCGAUUACUACCCCGAUCGAGUGCCUCUCACCAUCAUCGAUACUUCUUCCAGUCCGGCGAGUAAGGCGACUCUUGUAGCGGAAUGCCAGGCGGCAGAUGUGAUUGUGCUUACGUACGCUUGUGACAGGCCGGCAUCGCUUGAUCGGUUGAGUUCGUACUGGCUUCCGGAGCUUCGACGCUUGGAGGUGAAAGUGCCGGUGAUUGUGGUAGGAUGUAAGUUGGAUUUGAGGGAUGAGCAACAGUCUAGCCUUGAUCAGGUAAUGUCGCCGAUUAUGCAGCAGUUUCGGGAGAUUGAGACUUGUAUAGAGUGUUCUUCUCUCAGGCAGAUCCAGGUUCCUGAGGUCUUCUACUAUGCUCAAAAGGCAGUUUUGCAUCCAACUUCCCCGCUUUUUGACCAAGAAACACAAUCUUUGAAGCCUAGAUGUGUGAGGGCUUUAAAACGGAUCUUUAUUUUAUGCGACCAUGACAGAGAUGGUGCCCUGAGUGAUGCAGAAUUGAACGAUUUUCAGGUUAGAUGUUUUAAUGCUCCUCUCCAACCUUCUGAAAUUGUGGGUGUCCAAAAGGUUGUACAGGAGAAAAUGCCUGAAGGUGUCAACGAACAUGGCCUUACCUUGACCGGAUUUCUUUUUCUUCAUGCCCUUUUUAUUGAAAAGGGCCGUCUUGAAACUACUUGGACAGUUUUGAGAAAAUUUGGAUAUGAUAAUGAUCUUAAACUAAGGGAUGAUCUCCUUCCGCCAGUAUUUAAACGCGCCCCUGAUCAGAGUGUCGAACUAGCAAAUGAAGCGAUAGAGUUCUUGAAAGGAAUCUUCUUGAUGUUUGACUCAGACAAUGAUGGGGCUUUGCAACCUGCUGAUAUUGAUGAUCUGUUUUCUACUGCCCCUGACAGCCCCUGGUCUGAAUAUCCCUACAAGGAUGCUGCUGAAAGGAAUGUACUGGGUGGUUUGUCUUUUGAAGGGUUUAUCUCUCAAUGGGCAUUGAUGACGCUUCUUGACCCAGUUGCUAGUUUGGCUAACCUCAUAUACAUUGGAUACACAAGUGAUCCUGCUUUAGCAUUUCAUAUAACCAGACGGAGGCGUCAAGAUCGCAAAAAACAGCAGUCUCAGCGCAAUGUUCUACAGUGCUUUGUUUUUGGGCCAAAGAACGCUGGAAAAUCUGCAUUGCUAGGUUCAUUAAUAGGAAGGGCCUUUUCUGAGAAGUAUACCCCAACAACCAGUGAGCGGUUCGCUGCAAAUGUAGUUGAGCUUCCCGGAGGAAUUAAGAAGACUCUUGUAAUGAGAGAAAUUCCUGAAGAUUCAGUGAAGAAGCUACUUUCAAAUAAGGAGUCAUUAGCAGCUUGCGACAUUGCUGUUUUUGUCCACGACAGUUCUGAUGCCAGCUCUUUUAACAAGGCAACCGAAUUGCUUAUUCAAGUAGCAACUCAUGGUGAAAAUAGCGGUUUUGAGGUGCCGUGCCUCAUUAUUUCUUCUAAAGAUGAUCUUGAUCCCUAUCCACUGGCCAUACAGGAUACAACGAGGGUAAGCCAGGAUAUGGGAAUUGAAACUCCCAUACCAGUCAGUUUGAAGUUAAGGGACUUGAAUAAUGUAUUUAGCAGGAUUGUUACUGCCGCACAGCAUCCCCAUCUUAGCAUUCCUGAGACUGAAGUUGGAAGACAUCGAAAACAAUAUCGACGGUUGGUGAAUCGUUCACUCAUGUUUGUUUCAGUUGGCGCUGCUGUUGCAGUCGUAGGACUCGCUGCCUACAGAGUCUACGCUUCAAGGAAAAAUUCAUCAAGCUAAAUGGUAUUAUCGUUAGUGAUGAUUCAGCUUCCCUUCUUUCCUUAGGCUGUCUUUUAUGUAUAGGGAUUAGGGAUCCAUCUAUAAGAUUUUCAGUUGAUACUUUAAAUGUAGUACUAUAGUGUUCAUUGCCUUGUGCUGAUCCAGAUUGCUAUUUGAUCUUUCUUGGAGGUCUAGGUUUUAUUUAUUUGAUAAAUUUGUGUUAUUUAGCCACAAUACCACAAAUUUGGUCAGAUUUCAAGCAACUGAAUCCAGUUUUAGAUCUUACAGAAUUUGGAUUGAAGGGCCGGGAUUUGGAGGAACAGGGGAGGAAGAGAUUGCAAGCCAAAGAGGUAUGUGUUUGGUGGACUCCAGUUUUGUUGAGGGUUUCUGGGUUUUUUUUUUUUUUUUCUUUUUGUAAUUCCAUUUUACGAGCUUAUUUGAUGCCUUUAUGCCCUGCCUUUUUCCUGUUGAGUACCCACACAAGGCCUCUCACCUCUUUAUUAUUGUAAGUACUUCUAAAUUUGUUUUUUAAUUUUGUCUUGACCUUGAAAUUAACCAUUUGCUGUUACUAUUUCUAGAAGAAUUUUAUGAUUCUGCCAUGGUUCUCUCUCA
Dendrobium catenatum is the source of this 2702-nucleotide messenger RNA. RefSeq names its product mitochondrial Rho GTPase 1. Bases 174 to 2111 code for a protein of 645 amino acids. Gene Ontology annotation, cellular component: mitochondrial outer membrane. The transcript is spliced from 14 exons. The record is from RefSeq and is a predicted model, not a curated record. Gene Ontology annotation, biological process: regulation of mitochondrion organization; small GTPase-mediated signal transduction; mitochondrion organization. Gene Ontology annotation, molecular function: GTP binding; GTPase activity; calcium ion binding. Lineage: Eukaryota; Viridiplantae; Streptophyta; Magnoliopsida; Asparagales; Orchidaceae.